UCUGCUCACAAGUCACAACUUUAGACUUCCAUCACUGCUCUGCUUCAGCCAUGGCCUCCUCUGUCUGUUCUAAUGCUAUCAAUUUCUUGCUCUUAUUGGCAUUAGCCAGUGUCUCCUUCGCUGGUAACUUCUACCAGGAUGUUGAUAUCACUUGGGGUGAUGGUCGUGCUAAAAUUCUCAACAAUGGCGAGCUUCUGACCCUGUCUCUUGACAGGUCCUCUGGUUCAGGCUUCCAAUCCAAGCAGGAGUAUUUAUAUGGGAAGAUCGAUAUGCAAAUCAAGCUUGUCCCAGGAAACUCUGCUGGAACUGUCACUGCCUACUAUCUAUCGUCGCAAGGGGCGACACAUGAUGAGAUCGACUUCGAGUUCCUCGGUAACCUCAGUGGAGAUCCUUAUGUAGUCCAUACCAAUUUAUACACCCAAGGGAAGGGGGACAGGGAGAUGCAGUUCUACCUCUGGUUUGAUCCCACCAUGGACUUCCACACCUACUCUGUUCUCUGGAAUCCUAAACACGUUGUAUUCUAUGUGGAUGGAACACCCAUUAGAGAGUUCAGGAACAGAGAGUCGUCUGGCGUGGCAUACCCGAAGAACCAACCAAUGAGGGUCUAUUCGAGCCUGUGGAACGCCGAUGACUGGGCCACGAGAGGCGGGCUUGUGAAGACCGAUUGGUCCAAGGCGCCUUUCACCGCAUCAUUUAGGAACUUUACUGCUGUUGGAUGUGUGGGGGGUUCUGGUGCCUCCUCCUGCUCUUCGGCUAACAACACAUGGAUGUGGCAAGAGUUUGAUUCCAACAGUUUGCAGAGACUGAGAUGGGUGCAGCAGAACUACAUGAUUUAUAACUACUGCACUGAUGUGAGGAGGUUCCCUCGGGGGCUUCCUCCUGAAUGCUCUCUAAGUUAAGAGGACCACACUAUGAUCAAUGAAUGUAAAAUGGAUGGUGUAUAUGUUGUGUAUUUUGUUUUCCCUCUCUUCUUUUCUCUGGGCUAAGUUCACUCAUGUAUAUUGAUAGUUACACUGUGAUCAUUGAAUGUAAGAAUGGAUUGUGUAUUUUGUUGUCUCUUUCUUUUUUGGGGGUUCACUCAUGUAUAUUGAUAACAAAGCCAUUCUAAAUAAAAGUUCCUGCAAUAUAUGUUAUUACAGUUCUUUUAUAGCA
This is a messenger RNA of Elaeis guineensis (African oil palm), 1152 nucleotides long. Its product is annotated as xyloglucan endotransglucosylase protein 1. Gene Ontology annotation, cellular component: cell wall; apoplast. Gene Ontology annotation, biological process: cell wall biogenesis; xyloglucan metabolic process. Gene Ontology annotation, molecular function: hydrolase activity, hydrolyzing O-glycosyl compounds; xyloglucan:xyloglucosyl transferase activity. NCBI's taxonomy places the organism in Eukaryota, Viridiplantae, Streptophyta, Magnoliopsida, Arecales, Arecaceae. The record is from RefSeq and is a predicted model, not a curated record.